AUGGCUCCUUUACCCCCUACCAGAUGCAAUUUGUCUCUACCUUUUCAAAUAACAGGCGUUGACUUUGCUGGGCCAUUUGAGCUCAAAGCAUCAGCUUUACGAAAAUCAACACUUGUCAAAGGGUACGUCAACGUAUUUGUUUGCUGCAGUACGAAAGCUGUGCAUUUAGAAGUAUGCUCCGAUCUGUCUUCAGCGGCAUUUCAAGCUGCAUUUUCUCGUUUCAUUGGGAGGCGAGAACUACCCCAAAGAGUAGUAUCUGACAAUGGUAGAAACUUUCUAGGGGCCAGUAGAGAACUUUUACGAGAAUUUUCCUCUUUUAUAAAAAACGCAUCUCAAGAUACAGCUCAUAAGUAUUUGACACACGGCUUUGAGUGGAAAUUUAUUCCUCCACACGCUCCUCACAUGGGCGGCUUAUGGGAAGCCGCUGUAAAAAGUUUCAAAUUUCACUUAAAACGAAUUACUGAUGCUCAAAAAUACUUAUAUGAAGAAUUUUCAACAAUUCUAACUCGAAUUGAAGGCGUACUAAACUCUCGCCCAAUAUCAGCUCUAUCUGAAGAUCCAUCAGAUUUAACUGCCCUAACCCCAGGACAUUUCCUUAGAGGAGCCCCGAUAAUGGCUUUCCCAGAACAAUAUUAUCAAGAUAUAUCUGUUAUUAAUAGGUGGGAAAAAUUAAAAGCAAUUCAUCAAUUAUCUAUUCGUUGGAAAAAUGAUUAUCUCAAAACUUUACACAAACGUUACAAAUAG
This is a messenger RNA of Calliphora vicina (urban bluebottle blowfly), 744 nucleotides long. RefSeq lists its product as uncharacterized. The transcript has a single exon. The record is from RefSeq and is a predicted model, not a curated record. Gene Ontology annotation, molecular function: nucleic acid binding. Gene Ontology annotation, biological process: DNA integration. Lineage: Eukaryota; Metazoa; Arthropoda; Insecta; Diptera; Calliphoridae. Bases 1 to 744 code for a protein of 247 amino acids.